Messenger RNA from Gigantopelta aegis, 2658 nucleotides. Its product is annotated as zinc finger protein 708-like. The coding region runs from base 369 to 2600 and encodes 743 amino acids. Gene Ontology annotation, molecular function: DNA-binding transcription factor activity; RNA polymerase II cis-regulatory region sequence-specific DNA binding. Lineage: Eukaryota; Metazoa; Mollusca; Gastropoda; Neomphalida; Peltospiridae. The transcript has 2 exons. Gene Ontology annotation, biological process: regulation of transcription by RNA polymerase II. The record is from RefSeq and is a predicted model, not a curated record.
AACACUGAGAUUAAUAGACUGUUUUCUUGCAAGUAUUCCACCUACAUGAAUAGCAACCGGCGUAUUGAAAGAUCACGCCUGUGGAUCAGUCUUAGUUGUAUCAUCUGCUUGAGGGGUGAAAAAGAGAGGAGAUGAUUGAAAACAAAAAUAAUCUCAUAAUCUGAGAUCGGAAUACAUCCUGGAAAUUACAGUCAGUGCUGUAAUUUAUACAAGAUGGUGCAUUGCAACUGAUGAGUGCAAUGUGAUUUGUAAAAUGCCUGUUAAAAUCUGCCAGUAUAUUAACAAUGGUCUUUAACGGGUGGACCACAUUCUCUAACAGGCCAAACUGAAAUGAAUUUUAAGUGGUUACUUGAAAGAAAAAUCUGAUAAUGGCUCUACCAAAACCAAGAUGUCAACUAGGAAACCAAUUAUGUCAUUCUCCCAAAAUAGGGUCUUCAUUUAAAGAUGGAGCCAACCACUUGGUCUGCUGGUGGUCACUGUGUUCUGUGCAAAUAAUAAAGCAUUACAUCUGCAGCAAAUGUAAGAAGAGUACCAGUGUGAAAACUAGCUACAGGAUGUACUCUAAGAAGAUGCCAAGAAAGCCACAAGUUUACCAGAAGAAUCGUUUGAGAGCUCUGUCAUCUUUAAGCCAUAAUGAUUCAGGAAUGACAACUGAUUUGUCUUGUAUUGCAUGUGAUUCACAUUCUGACAGCAGGACCAAACUAAAUCUUCAUAAAAGGUCACACAGGGUUACAAGACAGGCAGAUGGUGUUGAAGAUAAACAGAAAUUGAAUGUUUCAGAUAAUGGUCGAUGUGAAUUGGAGGAAGUGAGUAUGACAAGUGAAUGUAAGAUACCUCACACUGACAAAAUUGCUUCUGGUCAGUCCAUUGCUGGUGUAUUUCAAGAGUCGGAUGCCAUUAAACAGUAUGUAGUGAAUGAGUCAGUGAAGGAACAAAUUAAUAUAACUUUAGAUUCACAUCCAUUCAAAAGCGACAGAUGUCCAUCAUCCAUCAUAAAUAAAACUCAACUGAAAAGAACUGUGAAGCAAAGGUUACAUGCAGUAAAAUUGAAAUUGGAUCAUCAACAAUUAAAAUCAAAUCAAAGACAAGAACAGCCAUUUACUCCCAAGAAGAAGGUAAGGAAAUCAAAGAAAUCAUACAAAGGUGUAUCCAAGGAUAAUAUCUCAUCUGUGAAAGUUAAAAAACAUUGUGUGUGUAGUGACUGUGGAAAAUCUUUCAAGUUGCCUAGCAGGCUUCGAAGACACUUGAAGGUUCAUACUGGUGCAAAACCUUUCAAGUGCACUGUUUGUGGCAAAGGCUUCAGUUCAAACCAGUCCUUACAAAAUCAUAGGAAGUUUGUAGCAGCCAAUAAUCUGCAAUGUGAUGUAUGUGAGAUGCAGUUCUGUACCAAUUUCACUUUUACAACACACAAAGUGUUGCACAGUCUUUCAUCAGAAACCUAUGGAUUUGAUAGUCUGACAUUUCAGUGCAGAAUGUGUGAAAAGGUAUUCACUUCUAUGGCUGCACUCAGUUCACACACUUCAGUUCACAAUAACACACAGUCAUACAAAUGUGAAAUUUGUGAUACAUUGUUUGCACAAGAAAGUGAUCUUCAAAAUCAUUUAAAGUCUCGGACUAGUGAAUGUGUUCUAGCAGAUUCAUUGGAUGGGCCACAGGCACCAGUCUUUAUUGGUUCAAAAUCUUUAAGUAUGUGUUGUCCAAAGUCUGCACCAAAACAACACCAAGUUUAUCACUGUGACACAUGUGCCAGAACUUUCCACCAGGAGCAGUAUUAUAAAGUCCACAUGCUUUCCCAUUCUGACCAAAAUAUUCCUCUUCCCAAGGGAGGCCAGCAACAAGGAGACAAAACAUUUUUGUGUGACCGGUGUCCAGAAUGUUUCAACACACGAGCCUAUUUAAUGGCUCACACGAUUGCACACACAGAUAAGUCUCUGACAUGUACAAUAUGUCACAAGCCAUAUCGGUAUCUUUCUCGUUUAAGUGAACACAUGCUCUUUCACACUCGAGAAAAACCAUACCGAUGUUCAGUGUGUGGCAAGAAUUAUCCCUACUAUGGAAGUCUUCAGAGUCACAUGUUGAUUCACACAGACCUGAAGCCAUUCAGAUGUGAGGUGUGUUGUCAGUGCUUUAUUAAGAAGUGUGAACUAGUCAAACACCUGUCCGUUCACACAGGUGAAAAGCGCCAUAUGUGUGAAGAGUGCGGAAAGUGUUUCAGGACAUGGUCCUCACUUCACACACACGACAAAACUCACACAGGUGAAAAACCACACAAGUGUGGCCAGUGUGGUAAAGGGUUUGUGACACGAGGUCAUCUCAAAACCCACAUGAGGAUUCACACUGGAGAGAAGCCAUAUUGCUGUGAGAUCUGUGGCAAGCAGUGCACCAUUAAAGGCAAUCUCCAUAAACACAUGGCCACCCACAGGAAAAGGAAUAGUGAUAAAAAAGCAGCAGAGAUGGGGCAUGUAAAUGCAGAAGCUGAUUCUAAUGUUAUGAAUUGCGGACUUUAUUGGGAACAUACAGUGCCAGAUGCUGUCUGUAGUACCUACCAACAGUCUGGGACAAGUUUUCAGAGUCAAGAAAUGUAUCAGUUCAAGUGCUAAUCUUCUUUAAUUUGUGUGUAUAGUAUUAAAAAGAAACCGCUUUUCUUCUUUCAUGCAA